This is a messenger RNA of Punctularia strigosozonata HHB-11173 SS5, 1647 nucleotides long. Its product is annotated as APC amino acid permease. Gene Ontology annotation, cellular component: membrane. Gene Ontology annotation, biological process: amino acid transport; transmembrane transport. NCBI's taxonomy places the organism in Eukaryota, Fungi, Basidiomycota, Agaricomycetes, Corticiales, Punctulariaceae. The record is from RefSeq and is a predicted model, not a curated record. The transcript is spliced from 14 exons. The coding region runs from base 1 to 1647 and encodes 548 amino acids. Gene Ontology annotation, molecular function: transmembrane transporter activity.
AUGGACGAGAAGGUCAAAGCUGUUCAUACCGUUAUCGUGCCCGUCGGCGCCCCUUCAGGGAAAGAUGACGGUCGCUCCUUGGCGUCUACAGAUCUUGACGCGGAGCUCCUGGCUGCGCUCGGAUAUAAGCAACAAUUCAGACGCGCGUUCCGACCAAUCGAGCUGUUUGGAGUGGUCUUCUCCCUCAUUUGUAUCGUCCCCGGCCUAUCCUCUGUCCUCGUAUAUUCACUUCCCAAUGGCGGUCCAGUUGCGAUGGUCUGGGGCUGGGUCGUGGUAUCGGGGUUCAGCGUCUGCGUCACCUUGGCGUUGGCGGAACUCGCCUCUGCAGCACCCACCUCCGGGGGCCUGUACUACUGGACGCACAGAUUCGCUAGCCCGAGAUGGAGGAAUCUGCUAGCGUGGCUCGUCGGAUACGCGAAUACUUUAGCGUACAUCACCAUGAUGUCGGCUGGAAACUGGGCUCUCGCGUUGAUGGUUAGCGCUGCGGUGAGCAUUGGCACCGACAUGGCAUGGAACCCAACGACCGCACAGCUAUACGGGGUGUCAUGCGCUCUCAUAAUAUCCGAAGCGACUAUGAGCAGCGUUGCCACGAAAGUCAUUGCCCGUGCGCAAUGGGUAUACAUCACGUUCAAUAUCUUGUUGUUCCUCGCGGUGAUCAUCGCUUUGCCCAUAAGCACCCCGAGAGAACUCAUCAACAGGCCGGCAUACGUUUUUGGACACUUCGAGAAUUCGAGCGGUUGGCGAGACGGUGUGGCUUUUCUGCUCAGCUUUCUGUCUCCGCUGUUUGCGACAGGUGGAUACGAUGCACCCAUACACGUGUCUGAAGAGGCUUCCAAUGCUAACGUCAUGGUCCCGCGUGCUAUGGUGAUAGCCAUCUGCAUGGCAAGUAUCAUCGGAUGGGCUACCGUCAUCGCACUCGUGUUCUGCAUGGGUACGGAUAUCGCUGGGAUUGUGGGCAGUCCUAUUGGACAACCCAUGGCUGUGAUCAUGUUCAACAGUUUCGGCAAGAAAGGCGUGUUGGCGGUUUGGUCGAUCCUUGCCAUAACUUUUUAUAUGGCUGCUACGAGUCUCUUGACUGUAGCUUCGAGGCAGUGCUUCGCUUUCGCUCGGGAUGGCGCUCUUCCUGUGUCCGGGCUCUUGUACAGGAUCAAUCCCUUUACGCACACGCCCGUCAACUGCGUGUGGUUCGUCUGCGCCAUCGCCAUGCUCGUCAGUCUUUUAGCGUUCGCUGGUAGCGCUGCGAUAUCUGCGCUUUUUACGAUGGCCAUCGCGUCGCUCUACAUCACGUAUAUCAUCCCGAUCGCGACCAGAUUCGUGUUCAAGAACGACUUCAAACCCGGCCCGUUCUCUCUCGGACGACUCAGCUUUCCUAUAGCCGCGACAUCGGUUUUGUGGAUGUUGUUUGUGGUCGUCAUGCUGCUGUUCCCAACCUCGCCGAAUCCGAGCGCAGCAACCAUGAACUAUGCUGUGGUUGUUACAGGUGGCGUACUGGCGUUGUCGACAAUGUAUUUCUACCUUCCGGUGUAUGGGGGCAGAUACUGGUUCACUGGGCCGAAGCGAAACAUUGACUUCGACGAAGGGACGCAAUCAGGCGCGCUCUGCGAAGACAAGCUUACAACGUCAACGAUGACCAAUACGAGGACAUAG